This is a messenger RNA of Didymodactylos carnosus, 1149 nucleotides long. NCBI's taxonomy places the organism in Eukaryota, Metazoa, Rotifera, Eurotatoria, Philodinida, Philodinidae. The record is from the annotation of a GenBank genome assembly.
AUGCGUUAUUUCGUUUCACCGUUAGCCAUUUUAAAUAUAAAUCAGACAAAAAUUAUUGAAAAUAUUCUUAUUAAUCGAACAUCUUUGUAUUUCUCAUUGGUUUUAUAUACUUCAACAGUACAAACAAUUAUUGCUCAACAUCUUGACCGCUGUAAAGGAAAUUUAACAUGUCAGAUAAAAAUGAUACCAUUAAAUACAACUCGUGUAGUAUGGAAACAUCAGACAAGUUCAAUAGUACCUGACUACCGUUUGGAUCAAUCAUGGAAGUCUGAUACAUUACAACAUUAUACGACUUAUUUUACCAUCGAAUGUUCAACAAAUGAGACAUGUAACCGAUUACAUGCCAAUCUACAACAAUAUCCACAAAUAUUCCACGCAUUUUACUUCGAAUACACGUUAUUACAUAGCAGAAAACGGAUAGAUAUUAAAAUAACAAACGAUCAUGUAUUAGGAACCAAGUUGUAUUCGAGAUUGAGAGACAUGCAGUUAUCUCCACCCCAUAAUCAUUUGAGUAUACGAUAUUUGUUUAGAGAAACGAUGGAUGAUUUAGUUCUUCAAAUACUAAAUUCUGCUAAAUUAUUUAAUGGCUGUACGGAUGAACGCGAACAGCUGAAAAAAAGCAUUAUGGAAAAGCUUGCUAUUGAAACCGAAGUACUAUCUGAACAUAGCACAGUGUGGGAUUUCGUUUAUUGGCAUAAUGCAUACAGCAGUCGUCCCGAUCGCCUGAUAAAAACGUUAAAUGAAUACAUGUUGUUAUGGAAAAGUGACGAGCAGCAUCGUUCUGAAUCCUACCAGCCUGUGACACCUGCUGUAGGUAGCCUGAUUAGCCAUCGUCGACCAAGUGAUGAUGAGGACGCUGACGGUAGGAUUAGAUUUCGGCGCUCAUUUUUUCUCGCGUCGAUGUCGAACAAACGAUCGCCGUCCAAUUUUUCCGUAUUGGAAUCAUCUAUGAUGAAUAUGUACAAGAAGAAUCUCGAUUAUAUCGAUUUUAGCGAUAAUAAAUAUAGUCUUAAACCGAUUAUUUUAUACAAAAUGAAUCUCGAUAGUUUCCAGAAUGAAACACAGGUGAUUUAUGCAAAACUCACCAACAACCAACAAGACUCAAUUUAUUCGGUGCCCAUACGUUUUAUAGACGAUAAAAAAUUUUAA